UUAAGUUUGUGAAUAAUGGAGCAAGAAACACUGGGGAAAACCUUGAACAUUUUUACCUUUCUUCUCCUCCCUCUUUUUCUUUUUCUUCUUGGGUGGGACAGUGUGAAGAACUUCAUGGACAGCAGGAAAGAAGAAUGAAUUUUGAACAGACCUUCCUGCAAAGCUCAUAAAGGGAGGGCUCUGUGACCCAACAUUCUUUGCUAGAUCCUCUUUAGUACUGCAUGAGGUAAAAUGCCUCACAAUCGUCCCAGGCUCCCAAGUGCAAUCCCAGAGGUGGCUUGGGAGUCCAGGCUGGAAGAAAUGAAUGAAACACUGAAGGGAGCAAUUGCCUGCCUGGGAGUGGCUGUGUUCUUUAUGAUGACAAUUGGGAUUAUUUACUGGCAAGUGGUGGAUCAGCCAAACAACUGGAUCCUGAGAGGCAGUGCCAGUGGUCUCAUAUGGGAGCGAAAAGCACACUCCCUCAUCUUGUUGUCCCUGAGUGAUGAGAAAAACUUGUUGGAGAUUAAUGUGCGCAGCUUCCAGGAUACAGAGGCACCUUUUGUGAAGAAUCUGUGUGGGCUAAAUAAAACAGAAUUCUGCUACACCUGGGAUGCUACAGCAAACCUGAAGAUUUCCUUGGAGUCCAGGCUUUCUUCCAACACUGAGUGCUACAGCAUAAAUUGGACCCCUCAGCAUUGCCAGGUUAAACUAAAGGAUUGUUUUUCUAUGACAAACAUUUCCUGGUAUGGAGGAGCAAGUAUCAGCACACAGCAUUGGCCUUUGAACAGUGUGGACAUAGAGGCCCAACCAUUCAUUAUCAGCAACCUUACCCAAAAUCCCACUGGCUAUGGAUCUGUCUUAGAAAGAUAUUUUUUGGGAUCAACUGGGGUGACAGUUAUGAUUGCCUCAGAUAUCCCCAUCUCUUUCUCAGUGGAGAGGAAUGAACAUUUUUGCCUUGAGAGUAUACCUGGCAUUGAUAUGGCAUUCUUACAGUACACAGUGUGUGUCAGUCCAAACAUCACAUCUGCCCACCAGGAAGUGGGAAGUCAGCUUUCAAGACAACGACAGAGGCUUCCAGAUACUGACCUACUCUGGCUGCCAGUCUGGAAGUAUCAUGGAACAACAGAGUCUGCUGCCAAAAUGGAGCGAGGAGUAAGGUCUUUCUUCAAUAAACUGCAAAGGCACCAUUUUGGGGAGGGGCUAAUCAUGCUCAACGAACCUUCCACAACUUUACUGUGUAACACGGACCAAAUAUAUUUACCUGUGAUGAGAAGAAAGCUUCAUAUGCUGAGACGUGUUAUGCACCCCUCAAUAUUAAAACCUCUAAAAAUUUCUAUAACUCUCUCUCCUUAUGUCAACAUCAACUCUGAACUCUUUCAAAUGUCUCUGCAAGAAGGCAAAGAACACUUCUGGCUGAGCCGCUAUUCAGAACCUCGAGAAUACUCGGCACCACUGCUUACCAAAUGGAAAGGGCAGCUUUCCGUUCUACUGAAUGUAACCAGCCAGGCUGCAGUGCUCUGGUAUAUGGAUCAAGUGAGACUCUUGAAACAGAGAGUGGGAGCAGAAUAUGUGGUUUUGGAAGGUGGUGAGGGCAACUUGUUUAUGGAGCAAGCCAUCCAAUCCCCUGUGGAACUCAAAGGGGAUAAGUAUAUCUACAUGUUAGCCUUAAUAGCAGCUACACUGGGAAAUUCAUCAGUCAUGAGUGUUGGCACAAGAUCUAGCCAUCUGCCACUCUUUGUCCAAAUGAACCCACUCCAGUCUGACUGGAGCCACGCUGGUUUAAAAGGGAUUAUUCCAUCUGUGCUUCACUACAGUCUUCUUGGUUACAACUUUUUCAUUCCAGAUGCAAUUGGAGGGACACUAACAAAUGAACAUCUGACUGAUGAAGAGCUAUAUGUUAGGUGGCUCCAAAUAGUGACUUUCCUUCCAGUGAUGUCUUUCAGCACACCGCCCUGGGUCUGCUGUGAUAACUGGGUACUAAAUCUCACAAGGCACUACAUACACAAGCACCUGGAUUUUGUGGUGCCUCUCAUCUUAAAGUAUAGCAAGGAAUGGCUGUUUUGGGGAUAUCCUAUUUUUCGACCUGUGUGGUGGCUAAGCCCUACUGAGUCUGUCAGUUUUACAAUUGAUGAUGAAUUUCUCAUAGGUGAUGAGGUACUUGUUGCCCCAAUAACGGGACAAGGGCAAAGUCAAAGAGAUAUCUUUCUGCCCGGGGAAGGUCAGAAGUGGAUGGAUACCAACACUGGUCAGGUGUUUGAUGGAGGCACCUUCAUCAGAAACUAUUCUGUUACUCUUGUCGAUAUCCCCGUUUUUGUUCGAACUUCUUAGAUUCCAGGCUGUCCCAGAUCUCAGAAGGUUUACCUGCUGCUCAGAAAAGUAUGGCUGACAUGAGCUUCCUUUCUGACACUGACUUUCUCUCUUUCUUUGAAAAGAACCUGCAUCCAGUUGCACUGUUUCAGGAUUAUAUAUUAAAACAAAUAUUAAAAUGUAACUGUUUAUUAGCAUUGCUACUUUUAAAAAAAAGUAAGCAUCUGCAGGACGCUUUGUCUGGAUUACGUCUUACCAACAUUUCAUUUCUUGAAACUCUGGCCGCCACUUCAGAAUAUAAUACAGCCCGCUGGUUCAGACCAGCGAUCCAUCUUGUCCAGCAUACUGUUUUACAGAGUGACCAACAGUUGCCCUAGCCUAAAGGUAGGCUAAUCAACCUUCAGGUGUGGCUUGGAGUUCUCCCUG
Sphaerodactylus townsendi is the source of this 2712-nucleotide messenger RNA. RefSeq names its product SITS-binding protein-like. The record is from RefSeq and is a predicted model, not a curated record. The coding region runs from base 232 to 2307 and encodes 691 amino acids. Lineage: Eukaryota; Metazoa; Chordata; Lepidosauria; Squamata; Sphaerodactylidae. The transcript has 10 exons.